AUGCAUAUUGAUUUACGAAUAUGCUGUCUCCCUCUUUCUCAUCUCCGCACUUUCACGCAUGCCCAGGUGGAGCCUGACGUCCAACAUACAGAGGUGACCGUAUCCGAGACAACCAAAACGGUGGCCAAAUUGAAUGAGCAUGAAAUCGAGGAGAUUGUAAGUCAGUUGGAACAACCCCAGGCGAUUCCAGUGCCGAAGAGUACCGUGCGUCGUGUGAGCAGUACACCAAAUAUUCAGCUGCCUAAUUCGGAGGUGUUCGGAAUCCCAGCGAAACCAGGAAGUGCUCGAUCGGAAAAGUCAACCUUGACCGGGUUGGACGACGCGGAACUGUUCGAGGAAUGCGCGGAAGACGACGAGCUUGGUCAAUAUGACAACGAUGGGACGGGAUUCACCAAUAGCACUACCGUAGCAGAUAGCACUCUGAUCUCUGGCAGUCGAGGGAAUGUGGCAGCUAGCACCGAUUCGAUCGCGGAUAUGGGAGCCACAAGACCGUUGUUGCCGCUAAAACUACCCGACUGGGCACUUCAAUCCGGUCAGGUCGAGCGCGGUUUCCUAGUCUUUUCCAUGCGUAUCAAUCGAAAACCGGGAGGCGGGUCGAAUUGGUUUCUCAUGGACUUGUGCAUUCGUGAGGCCCGGUGUAUUUUGAGCCAUCACACGGAAGCGCGUGCUGGUAAAUUCUACGUCAAAGCACGGAUUCAACCGACGGGUAUGAGACAAAUGCAGUCGAUCGUCUCGCUCAAUCAGCUGCACACUCGUGGACCGCAGCAGCACUGUUCAUUUGUACCGGAAAAGUUGCACGCUUUCGGAUUGGGUCGUAGUGGUGUGGGCAUAAGCGCCGGUCGGACACCGAUACGUCGCGCGUUUCGCUCACCCGUGUUCUGGCAUGCGAUCACUCUGGAAAUUCCAAUCAGCCUGUCUGAAUCGUGCAGUUCCGGGCACGUCACAACACAACAUUACGGCUCUCCUUUGUCCUGUGCCGUACGUAAUCCUGCUCGUACCCAGCUGGAGCUGCGAUUGGAUUUGAAGGAACAGAACGCGUUGCCCACGGACGGGCUAUACAGCAGUUCGCCCAGUUUGACCUUGCUUCCACCGUGGAAGAAUUCCCAAGUGCUCGGCUCGGUUCGAAUUCCGUUAACUCAACGGAUUUGGGACUAUUUCCUGCACAAUUCGGAGGAGGUUCUCACACCGGAUGAAACCCUGUCAAAUCAAGCCACGGCUGAUAGAUCUGAGACACCGGGGAGCGGGGGAGAGACCGCCGUCGAACUGAAACCUCGCGUGUUACGUUUUGUACGUAGACUGGAAGUCCCGUUUCAGGAGGCUGAGGCUCGAGGUGACUUGACAAUCGGUCUGCAAUACAAUCCGGAAACUGCUCGUCUAACACUGAACCCCCUGAAAUGUAGCGGGGUCGUAUUUCCAAAAGGAACCAAGAACAUCUUCCUUCGGGCUGCUCUCAUCUCCAAUCGCAAACUGAUUGCUUCACAGCAAUCCAAUCCGUCUGCUCGGCUCACUCUGAACGCGGCUGAAUUUCUGCUCGGAGAAAGACUCCAAUUCGUGGUGGAAGAACAUCUGAGUCAAGUGUGCCUUCUGCUGAGCGUGUUUGCUCGGUCCACGGGCAAACUGCAAGACAGUAUUACCUUGUUGGGUCGUUGUGUGACUGGACCGAAUGGCCUGGCUUACGGGGAGGGAUUGGCUCAUUGGCAGGCUAUUGUAAUUCGUCGCAGUAUGGUCAAACGAACACACGUGCUGUUUUGA
Molecule: messenger RNA, 1752 nt
Organism: Fasciola hepatica (liver fluke)
Lineage: Eukaryota; Metazoa; Platyhelminthes; Trematoda; Plagiorchiida; Fasciolidae
Source: the annotation of a GenBank genome assembly